GUAUCGAAGAUGGCGUUUGGUAUGCUUGCCUUUUUGGUCUGUGCUUUGAGUAUAUGAGUUGAGAGGUCAUGUUGUGGCUGUACAGGACAUUGCUUUUGCCUCUUUUGGAAUACUGCAUUAAAUUCUGGUUUCCCUACUAUGAGAAAAAUGUUGUGAAACUUGAAAAGGUUCAGAAAAGAUUUACAAUGAUGUUGCUGGGGUUGGGGGCUUUGAGCUAAGGGGAGAGACUGAAUAGGCUGGAGCUAUAUGGAGUAUCAGAGACUGAGGGGUGGUCAUAUAAAAGCUUAUAGAAUCAUGAGAGGCAUGGAUAACAUCCAUAGUCAAGGUCUCGAAACUAGAGGGCAUAAAUCACAAGAUUUAAAAGGGACCAUGUCUUCAUGCAGAGGGUUGUGCACCUAUGGAAUGAGCAACUAGAGGAGGUAGUGGAAUUACAACAUUUAAAAGCCACCUGGAUGGAUAUAUGAAUCGAAAGUGUUUAAAUAGAUAUGGGGAAAAUACUGGAUACAGAAAGAGCCCAUUAAUCCGAACAUCUGGUCAGCAUAGACAAGUUGGACUUAAAGGUCAGUCUGCGUGCUGUACAUUUCCAUGAUUUUGACUCUUGGGCUUAGGCCUAGCUACAAGUCCUAAAUGCUCCAAAAGUGUUUAAUUACAUCUCUGAACAGAUUGAUUAGAUAACACCUACUACCUUGGCAGCAUUUCCCUCAUUUGGAGAGUCCUUAUGGUGCAUAAUGGUGGCCCUACCUCUGGGCUAGAAACUUCGGGUUCAAGUCCCACCUAUGCCAGAGGUAUUUAACGCCAUCUCUGAAAAUAUCUAUAGUCCUAUGACUCAGGACAAGGGUAGCGUGAUAUCUCGAAAUCCAUCAGCUCGCCAGAGUCUUCAGAAAGAGAAUCCUUGUUCCCAGUAAAACCCCGAAUUCUGAAAUAAGACCACUGCGAAAGUUGUUCGGAACUAGGAUAGUUAGGACAUUACCUUUCAGAAUACUUGACAGAAUAUAUUCACAGCCUGUGAGAUCUUGGUGUAGAUACUUUUAAUUUAUGUAAGUGAUGCUGUUGUACACCUCUGAAGCAAGUGGGGCUUGAACUCCGGUCUCAGAAGUAGGGACAUUACCAUUUCACCACAAGAGUCACGGUGUAAGCUUUUGAAAUCGAUUUCAGAAAGCAGUCAAUAUUUGAGUUUCUGAUCGGCUCUUGGCCUUUUGCCGAAUUGUGUGCACACCGCCACCCUCAGUGGCGAGUGUAGCCUUACUGGUGAAAGCUUUGGCAAAGUACUUUAAAUAAAGUACUGGCCUCGCCCCGUCUGUGGAGGAGGUUAUUUGUAGGCAGCGUGUUGCUUAUCUAUGUCUACAGCUCCUCUAGGGUGACUAAUAACAUUGUCUUAGGAUAAAAGCACAUUGAGCUGUUUACGGAGAGACGCGUACAGUAUAAAAGGAGUGUGUCUGGCUUGUGGCAGCAGUAUAGUCGAACAGGACUAGAGUGAAGCACGCAGUUCUUCUGUACUGGACCGAAGAUUAAUUUGAUUCCGCUGUUUACUUACCUCCGGCGCAUUUACGAUAGAAACCGCUGAUAGCCUUUCCUUAAGGAAGGGAAUACUAUCCGACUAGAACACUCUGAUUUAAUCUGCAGAAUGGACUUUAAUAUGUUCUUUUCCCUGCUCCCUCUCUUGUGGGCACUGCACUUUUCAACAGGUUCUCCACUUUCUGGUGCUGCAGUGACCAACUCUCCGGUCUCCUCUGCCAGCCAAGCUUCAAGUUCGAUUCCCCGCCGGCUCAGCCGUACUAAGCGCUGUUCCUGCUCCUCUUUUCUGGACAAGGAAUGCAUCUACUUCUGCCACUUGGACAUCAUCUGGAUCAACACACCCGAGCGAGUUGUCCCAUAUGGACUGGGCAGUUCCCCUCGGGUCAAAAGGUCCGUGAAGAAAAAAUUGACAACGCUGGCUCAACGGAGGCAACGGUGUGAAUGUCGAAGCCAAGAAGACAGCGUGUGCUGGCAAUUCUGUGAAGAUGGGCAACAGACACCAAGAUUUUCAGUCAAGACCAAAGUACAAAAGCAGAGCACAGUGGAAGCUUCAGAUAGAAUGGACCAUAACAAACCAAACUGCACUGGACUGAACUGUAUUUGUCAUCUCCUUAACAUGAAUAAAAGGUUGGAGUCAGCAAACAGCAAGCAUUUACCUACAUUAAUGAAAUGGAUCUACAGAAUAAGGGAAUUAAGAUAAGAUAGUCACAAUAAACUGAAGACGUUACCAAUUUCUAUGACACACCCUGUGGCACAAUGCAUUGACUGCAAACGCUGACAAGCUGCCUGUUGACCAAAGCAAAGAAAACACCAUGUGUUGGCUGCUUCACAGAAUGGAUUACCAUUCUAUUCUGGCAAGGGACCAGGGAUUGACACUUCAGUGAGGAGCUUGCCAAAACUGUUGGAGACCAAGCUACAGCCUAGCCGUACAUAAGAAAGACUGACCAGCAGAAUGGAAGUUAAAAACAAAACACCUUUAAAAAUGGAACAAGUUUGACUUAAAAUAAUACAAUGAAAUUCUGCAAUUCAUGCUCACCAGCUAUAGAAUGGAUAUGUGUCUACCAAAAUGGGCUGAUAUGCAUGUAACACACUAAACCAAGGAGUUCUCAUUUAACAACAGAAACAAAGAACUGAGGAUGUGGGAAAUCUGAAACAAAAACAGAAAUAGCUAGUGAAACUCCCCGGGUCUGGUAUCAUCUGUAGAGAGAAAACAGCAUCAAUGUUUUGGGUCAGAUGACCGUUCUUCACAAGAUGUUGCCAGAGCCAGUGAGGUUCUCCAGCAAUUUCUGUUUUUGUUUGAGUUCUCACUGAAUUCUAACUUAAUGAGAUUGGACAGAUCAAUGACCAGAGUGGAUUUCAGUGACAUGGCCAAACGUUUGAUCUUAGGAAUAGGAAAGUGAAUUUAACACAUCAAAUGAAGCAAUGAUUCAAAAGCACAAAGUGAUUGUGUACAAAAAUAAUACGUACAAACUUUAAUACUCAAUUUAAUAUAUUUUUCAAACAAUUUAUAUGGAGUGCUGAAACUGCAGAAUACACUUUUAAAUUAAAUCUACCUCACUUUUGUAAGUGUGAUUGGCUACAGAUAUGUCCAAGAUAUAGCAUUUACCUUCUCAUGAAUGGUUUGAAAAAUGUCAAUGAGGUUAGUGUGAUUGUGUAUUAUGUUUGGAUAUGAUAGAGUGGGAAUGUAUUUGAUAGCAGUAUAUUUUGUUACUUCAGAAAUAACAUGUCUGGAUAUUAUAUGAUUGACUACAGUGUUUGGAUGUAAAUAAUGGAACGUGAUUUUAUGCGACUAUAGAUCUGUGUGGAUAAAUGUAAUGCAUUUUAUUAACAGUUUAUUGUUCAGCCAGAUAAAUAUUACAUCUUUAUAUUUGGUAGAUGAAGUGUAAAGGAGAUUAGAUUAGAUUAGAUUCCCUACAGUGUGGAACAGGCCCUUCAGCCCAACAAGUCCACACCGCCCCUUGGAGCAUCCCACCCAGACCCCCUAUAACCCACACACCCCUGAACACUAAGGGAAAUUUAGCAUGGCCGAUCCACCUAGGCUGCACAUCUAUGGACUGUGGGAGGAAACCGGAGCACCCGGAGGAAACCCACGCAGACACAGGGAGAAUGUGCAAACUCCACACAGGCAGUUACCCGAGGCUGGAAUCGAACCUGGGUCCCUGGCGCUGUGAGGCUGCAGUGCUAACCACUGAGCCACCGUAAUGCAAUAUUUUUUCUAAAAAGAUGGCAACAACUGCAUAAUUGAAAUAUUAAUGAAGAUAGUAGCAAAUAAUAUCAAUAACUUGAAAGUGAGGCAUUAAUUGGCUUAAAUUUUUAACAUAUAAUUUGUAUUAUUUUGACAUUCCUAACUUUGGUAACUGACUGUAUUUUAAACAGUGUCAUAAUAUGUCAUACAGGCCAUAUUGGUCUAGUGUGAUUAUUAGCUGGUAUGUAUUUUUAUACAGAAAUCAGUUUUAUGUCAUGUUUUUGAAAGUAGUUUACCUAAACAAUAAAACAUUUCUAUUUAAUAUGAAAAAUAUAUACGCAUUCUCUUAUUCCAGAGAG
Messenger RNA from Stegostoma tigrinum, 4059 nucleotides. RefSeq names its product endothelin 1 (gene edn1). Gene Ontology annotation, cellular component: extracellular region. The record is from RefSeq and is a predicted model, not a curated record. The coding region runs from base 1625 to 2215 and encodes 196 amino acids. The transcript has 5 exons. Lineage: Eukaryota; Metazoa; Chordata; Chondrichthyes; Orectolobiformes; Stegostomatidae. Gene Ontology annotation, molecular function: endothelin A receptor binding; endothelin B receptor binding; hormone activity. Gene Ontology annotation, biological process: regulation of vasoconstriction; regulation of systemic arterial blood pressure by endothelin; intracellular calcium ion homeostasis.